AUGGCGGCCCCAACCCCCGAGGAGAACCCCAACUUCGUUCACACCCGCUCGGGCGUCUCGGCCAUCAUCGAGCGAAAUGGCAUGGUAAUUGUCGGAAAGCGCUUGGGUAGUCAUGGCGCAGGCAAGCUACAAAUGCCCGGCGGACACGUUGAGAAGAACGAGCAUCCCUUCAAGUGCGCAGUGCGAGAGACGUUUGAGGAGACCGGUCUUGUUGUCAAAGCCAUCAAGAAGGGGCCAUGGACAAGUGAUGAGUUCGAGAAGGAGGGGAAGCAUUAUAUUACCACUUUUGUGUGGUGUAAGAUGGAGGAUGAGACUGCUGAGCCUGAGCGAAAGGAGAAGAAUAAGUGCGAAGGGUGGGUGUGGAAGUCGGCGCAGGAGCUCAGAAAUGACAUCAAUCAGGGCAAGGGGUUUAAGCCGCUGGAGAAUCUCCUAGCAGAAGAUGAUGUUGAAAACGGCGUUUUUGAGCAACUUGAAAAGCGUGCUGAGGCCCACGAGAAGUCCGUUAAGCUAGCUAAGAAGGCUAAGCUCGCUGAGCAGACCCAGGUCGAUGAGCAGGCUACAGACGUAGAAGAAGACACUGCGCAGCAGAGCGUCUAG
Messenger RNA from Colletotrichum paranaense, 597 nucleotides. RefSeq lists its product as uncharacterized. The record is from RefSeq and is a predicted model, not a curated record. Bases 1 to 597 code for a protein of 198 amino acids. Gene Ontology annotation, molecular function: 8-oxo-7,8-dihydrodeoxyguanosine triphosphate pyrophosphatase activity. Gene Ontology annotation, biological process: dGTP catabolic process. The transcript has 3 exons. NCBI's taxonomy places the organism in Eukaryota, Fungi, Ascomycota, Sordariomycetes, Glomerellales, Glomerellaceae. Gene Ontology annotation, cellular component: cytosol.